This is a messenger RNA of Abrus precatorius (Indian licorice), 2461 nucleotides long. RefSeq lists its product as uncharacterized. NCBI's taxonomy places the organism in Eukaryota, Viridiplantae, Streptophyta, Magnoliopsida, Fabales, Fabaceae. The record is from RefSeq and is a predicted model, not a curated record. The transcript has 6 exons. The coding region runs from base 469 to 2082 and encodes 537 amino acids.
GAGCUGAGGUGAGGAACCCGCCGCAUGGUAAACCUCUGACGCACAGAACUCGAUGAUACCACGUGUACGGUAAAGAUGGCGUGUGACGAUGCCAUCGUGCGGAGCACCAUCGUUUAACCUUUCCGACAACCACGAAAUCCUCAAAACCUUUCCACCUCCCCUACCUGUUAGCGAUCUUGCUGUGUUCCCCUACACCUACGCAUGAUUCACACACCUCCUUUGUUGUGAUCGUCGAGACCUACUCUUAGGGUUUCGCAUUUCCAUUGUCUGGUUAAUGCAGCAGAACAAUAAUUAGGGUAUCAAUCAAAAGUCAUACUGAUGUUGUUGUUGAGGUUUUCCGCUUCCUCAUCACAGUAACGCGCAAAUUGCAUGGUUAGAAGGAGUGUUUAGCAUUUCUCAAAUGAGCACUGACUCGGAGGUUUCCUCAGAAAGGCCAAUAUAGCAAGAAUUGUCUUAGUAACAAGUGAAAUGUCUUUCCACAAUCAAGCAUUUUGGACGGGGAAGAGCCCUGGGUGUUUGGACGAUGGUGACCCGACCUAUGAUAAUUCUUCUAGAGUUGAGUCCAAGCGUACUCAGCAGUGGUUCAUGGAUUUCCCUGAAGUGGAUCCCUUUCCCAAUAAGAAACAAGCAGUAGAGGCCCCAAACAAUUUAUUAUCUGGAAUGAUCAACUCCAACAUUUCUUCGUGGGGAAAUUCCUCAGGUUUUCACUCUUUGACAGGUCAAUUUACUGAACAACUGUUUGACCCAAAUGCAGCAACUAUGAAUUUUGCAGAUGCUAAUGUUUCCUCCGUUAGCAUAGAUAAUAAGUUGAGUGUGGAAAGCAAGGAUAACAUGGAUCCCUUUAGGAGUGAAUCCUCAUUUGGUUUAUCCAUGUCAUCUACAUUAGAAGAUCCUCGAUUAGUCUUUAAUUAUGAUGGAAUUAGAAAAGUCAAAGUUAAUGAGGUGAAGGAAUCUGAGAAUGUCAUGUCUGUUACUACAAAUAAUCCCUAUGAUAGGGGAGCUAACAAAAAUUUGUCAAAUCCUCUUGCAUAUAAGGGGGGUGAUAAUCCCAUGUCAAUGAGUCUCUCCUACAACAAAGGGGUUGCCAAUAUAAUAUCAAUGGAUGGUGCAUAUGACAGGACAAAUAACAGUUUAAUGUCAAUAGGUCAAACGUAUAACAAAGGAAAUGACAGUUUAUCUAUACAUCCGACAUAUAAAGAGAUUUGUAAUACAAUAUCAAUAGAUCAGAGUUUCAAUAAGGUGGAUUGCAAUGCCAUAUCUAUUGCUCAAGCAUACAACAAGGCCCAUGACAAUUCUGUGUUAACUAACCACAUAUUCAAUAAGGUUGAUGAUGACACCACAUCAAUGGGUCAUGCUUACCCCAGGGAGGGAAAUGAUGUGCCAUUUGUUUCUCAUUCAUAUACUAAAGGAGAGAGCACCAUCAUCUCCUUUGGUGGCUGUGAUGAUGAUGAUACAACUCCCUCUGACUUAUUCAUUUCCAACUAUGAACUGUUGAUGUGUCAAGCACCUUCACAUAAGUCAGAAGCUAUGAAUGAGAAAGAGUUGGGUAGAUCCAGUUCUAAUUUACUUCCUAGUACAGGUCAGACAUCUGCAUCUGAAACUGAAAAUCUUCCCAAGACAAAAGAUGAGACAAAAAUGUCCAAAAAAGCUACUUCAAACAACUUCCCUUCAAAUGUCAGAAGUUUGCUAUCCACUGGAAUGCUGGAUGGUGUCUCAGUAAAGUAUAAGGCCUGGUCACGGGAGAAGGAACUUCGAGGUGUUAUACAGGGCGCUGGGUACUUGUGCAGUUGUCAGUCGUGUAAUUCUUCCAAGGUUAUUAAUGCAUAUGAGUUUGAACGACACGCUGGUUGCAAGACAAAACACCCCAAUAAUCAUAUUUACUUUGAGAAUGGGAAAACUAUAUAUGGGGUUGUACAAGAGCUCAGAAGCACUCCACAGAGUAUGUUGUUUGAAGUUAUUCAGACUAUAACCGGUUCGCCUAUCAAUCAAAAAUCGUUCCGCAUUUGGAAAGAAUCUUUUUUGGCUGCAGCACGGGAACUCCAGCGCAUAUGUGGAAAACAAGAAGCAAAGCAAUUGUUAUAAAGGAGCAAUUUUGAGUUAUAAGAUAGGUCAUUCCUUGUUGGGUUCAUAGGAGUAAUGUUUGAUACACCUUUUGCUGACUGAUUGUCAACGAUCAAGUUUUGAAUCUUUUCCCAAUUGAGGGCAAACUCGUCUUUGAUGAAAAUAUUAGGUAACUCUGCAAACAUAAUGGAACGUGUAUUGCAAAUUGGAAGUAUCAUGGUGGGUUAAAGUCAGUGCAUUUCAUGAAGGAAAAUUGAUUUUAAUGUAAUGGUCUUGUUAAAUACAACAUAGUAUUAUGUGAUGUUCUUAUUCAUGUAUACCGUUGCCAUUUUCUUUUGCUGCAUGAUAAAAAACGAAGUUUGGUAUAAUUAUAUUUGAUUUACUUGCAGAUUCCCGGUUC